UUCACCAACUUUGGUAUCUCACAUGGAUAAAACGUUCUCCGCUGUGGAAGGGAGAUCAGUGGAUAUAUUAUGCGGUGCGGCGGGGAAUCCAACACCUUUAAUAUCCUGGUAUAAAAAUGGACUUAAAAUUUUACCUUCAAAUGGCAGUGUUGCAGGCAACAUCAAAAUUAUGGACGAAAAUAUGCGACUACGAAUUGAUCCGGUUCUAGAAACUGACUUCGGCGUAUAUAAAUGCGUUGCAAGAAAUAUCCUGGGUGAAGACUCGAAGCAAGGAGUGUUAUUUGUGCGUAGUGAGUACUUCACGUUAUCUCUAAUUGCAGCUUAAAAUACAUCAGAGAUGUAACGCUUACAAAUUAAAAAAUAUUUGACUGUUUUGUAAUACUGCUACACCUUUCCUUGUUCUGCGCAACCUCUUUCUUUACCAUCUGUAGAAAUUUAAAAUACACUGCUGUGUCUGUAAUGAUUAUGUAUUUUUUUUUUUAUUAUUUUUUGUUAUUAUUAACUUAAUUUCUUCUAUCAUUACAGCAAAAAUUAACAAGCAGAUUGACAUUAGAAAAUGUUUAUAUAUAAAUAGGUCAUGAUUGACAUCAAUAAAAUAUUUAGUGUUCUUUUCUAUUA
Messenger RNA from Hydractinia symbiolongicarpus, 618 nucleotides. RefSeq names its product myelin-associated glycoprotein-like. NCBI's taxonomy places the organism in Eukaryota, Metazoa, Cnidaria, Hydrozoa, Anthoathecata, Hydractiniidae. The coding region runs from base 23 to 325 and encodes 100 amino acids. Gene Ontology annotation, cellular component: plasma membrane; axon. The record is from RefSeq and is a predicted model, not a curated record. Gene Ontology annotation, biological process: dendrite self-avoidance; axon guidance; homophilic cell-cell adhesion. Gene Ontology annotation, molecular function: cell-cell adhesion mediator activity. The transcript has 2 exons.